AUGAGUGUUGCUGCCCAGGCCUCGCUACAUUCCAUUAUCUCCCAGCUAUCUUCCCCUCCGCCGGACACAGACGACCUCGACUACGUCGCCGUGUGCGUGCUCUCCGACGACGGAAAUGCUCUCCUCUACCCCAGCGAACGAGACCCAUCGUUGGCCACCCUAUUGAAGGACUCCCGCUUUCGGGCCGCCAUCAAGGCGCGCACACCAGCUAUCAAGGCACUCCUGGCAGAGAUACAUCCUGAUGCAUCGCUGUUCGAUGCUCAUGAUGGCACCAAGUUGCCUAUCCUAGGUUCACUUGCGUCAACGCCGCAUGCGGCAAUGGCGCACCAUGCCUCUAUAGUACGAGAUGAAUCCGCUCUGGUUGUCUGGGCCAACAACGCGACCCACAUCGCUCAAUACUUUCUCGACCUCGAGCACCGACUUCGGCACACCGCGCGACUGUGCACUUGCGCCAUGCUGCCAUCCUUGACUCCAUAUCGCUCCCUUGGCGAAUCGAAGUCGACCACGUCCCUAGAUGAGGAGUUCCUGUACACGUCUUACCAGGGUCUCUUCGGCGACUCGACGAUGGGGCCAAUGUACGACGGGCCAGUGAUCGAGCUUCCAGAGCUGGAUCUUCCAUUCCGGCCACUGGAUAUGGAGUUUUCGUUUGAGGACGACGCUGUGAUGCCAGAUGACAUUGUCAGCGAAUACGCGGCGGAGCUUCGGGUGCAGGGACCUUAUGCUACUUCAUCCACGCUUCUACCCAGCCGGGUCUUCUCGAGUUCAUCUAGGAUGGCUAUGUUAGGAGCCUCUCACGAGACGGAGCCGCAGACUAUCUCUCCAAGUCUCCUGCACUCACCAUACAGUCCCGUCUCUUCCACCGUCUCGCCUGCAUCAACAUCCGGCGCCCCCUUCACACCAUGGUCCGCGGACGCGGGUGCACUGCCUGUAUGGACGACUUCGUCCGAGCUGCAGGUAUCGCCAACGAACACCAUCGACGUCACAUCCAUCUCCCCAGCAACAAAGUCGCUCGGCGGAGCGUUCGACAGGAUGGACGCGGCUUACGACGAUGAGGAGGCAUACGACUCACCCCUCACCCCAUACACCCCAGGGUCGCCGCCUCGCGCCAGCCCUGUUGGCGUAUCGCCGUCGGUGCUCUUGGCGACACCCCCGGAAGUCGGCACUUAUGCCAACUUCCGUCCUAAGCGCAAACGGGGUUCUGCGAAGACACCACCCCGCGAGGCAGGCAGUCCGAUGAUUCGUGAUGUGAAGCCACUGCCCAAGCGGCGUGCAAAGCGCGUGGAAGAUCAAGAGCUGACUUCCACACGCCUGCACGCCCUUCCUGGUCGCCCUUCGCCCAGGACUCGCGGAGGAAGCCGAACCAUCGAGGAACCGAUGCCCUCGAGUUCACAUGCGACGAAGCCGGCUGAUGCCUUCACUGCCUACCCGCAGUCAACGGGCGACGAGCGCGAUGCUAACUGCGACGAGAGCGACGGUGACGACGGCGACGACGAGUACGUCCCCAUCGAUGUGGAUGUUGCUGAUGAAGACGAUACCACGUUGGAACCGAAGCCUAAAAAGGGUCGCGUAGACGCUGGUUCGGAGGACAAGGCGACGAGAGGCGUGACUGCGAGGUCGGGGAAGGGCGUGACAAGGGGGAAGAAGAGGCGCGGGAGCGGCCCUCGCACCGCAUGUGGAUCGAAGAGGGGCAAGCAUAAGUGCGAGGAGUGCAGCAAGACCUUCACUCGCCCUGGCGACCGGGACCGCCACAUGAACAUCCAUCGCAACAAGAAGGUCGUGUGUGCAGUGUGCGAAGGGGUAUACGCUCGCCCAGACUCCUACAAGCGGCAUCUUCGCCCGGAUGGGACAUGCCCCAACUCCAAGAAGGACGACAUCGAGGUCGACAACGAUCCGGAGAGCGAGGAAGACGUGCCACUACGACGCUGA
Messenger RNA from Fomitopsis serialis, 1926 nucleotides. RefSeq lists its product as uncharacterized. The coding region runs from base 1 to 1926 and encodes 641 amino acids. The record is from RefSeq and is a predicted model, not a curated record. The transcript has 4 exons. Lineage: Eukaryota; Fungi; Basidiomycota; Agaricomycetes; Polyporales; Fomitopsidaceae.